AUUCCCGGCAUCUUUAGAACGUACCUUUUCCCACUUGAGAUACUGUCCAACUUCUCGGGUUCUUUACGCCAAAAACUGGUUACCCAUUUGCCCAUCACCCCUCUUUACCUCUCGACCACGCGUGUGCUCCUGCUCUAUCGUUCACACUUCUAUCCUUCCUCUUCUUGCGUACGAGCGCGCACGAAACCCUCGCUGCGCUGGCGGUGGUACGCGAAUUGUACGCGUCUCGCCAUUCCCGACUUAUAUUGGCGCGUUGCGAGCCACCGCAAGCUUAUUUCGAGUCCGAAUCGCGCCGGAGACGGUUGUGUUACGGUUGAAGCGGACGUGUAGCUAGUAAACUCUGAAGAGCCAGAGUCCACCGCAAAAACAGAACCAGGAGGUUCCGGAAUUGCCCGUACGAUCGCGUUAGUGACAGGUGGUAGGCACGCGGUGGCAGUGUGUGUGAUCGAGUGACUAGCAAAUGUUUGGUACAUCGCUGUAACAGUAAGCGAAUUCUUUAGUGUGUGGCGUGAUUACAGAGGAAAACAGUGCUGAGAAUUUCUCUAGCCGUACAGACGCAGAGAAGCAGCUUAGCAUAGAAAAGUCAAGGCUUACGGUGCUUGUGCAGUGUGAUUCUAUUCGUUCGGGAUCGUCGGAAAUUCGUUCGGGAGCUAGAACAACAGCAGCGGAGCAGUGGAACCAACUCUUAGCUGCAGGACUAGAGUUGAGCGAAUUCACCAGCCGUCAGAUAUCUCGCAUAAAGCCGAGUGCUAUUACCCAACUUCCAAAGGCACUUACAAAAUAGCAAAAAUGCAGUCCUCAAUGAUGGAGAAGCUGAGCUUCCUGUACAAACCGUACGUGUUAGCUGUGCUGACGAUCGGUUAUAUUGCGGGCGAGCUUGGCCACUACUUGAUCGGUGUCACAUCAAAGGCAACAGCCAUCGAGCUGGUCUAUGGCGACCAGGCGUGCCAGCAAAACCACACCGACUUUCUUCGCCACGAGCUGCCUGCGCAGUGUGCUGAAUUUAUCAUCGAACAUGAAUGCCAUCAGCAGCACAUCAACGGUACAGUCUACUGCGAGUGGAACUACAACGGACUCGGGCUCGAAUAUCAGCUGCUGGCCGGUCCGAGCUUUAUUGCCGUGUUUACGAUAAUGGGUGUCGUGUUGGGUGUGGCCGCCGAUCGGUACAAUCGCGUCCGGAUGCUGUUCGUGUGUACGCUCGUGUUUGCCAUAGCCAUCCUGUUUCAGGGUACGGUCAAGGAGUACUGGCACUUGAUACUGCUGCGCAUGGUGAUGGCAGCAGGGGAGGCUGGCUGUAAUCCACUUGCCACCGGUAUCAUGUCGGACAUCUUUCCGGAAAGUAAGCGUGCACUUGUGAUGGCCAUAUUUAACUGGGGUAUUUACGGAGGUUACGGCAUUGCGUUCCCGGUUGGCCGUUACAUCACAAAGUUGGAUAUUGGUGGCUUGGGCUGGCGUGUGUGUUACUAUGGAACAGGAGUGCUUGCUCUCAUUAUGGCCGUGCUCACCGGAACGACUUUGCGCGAACCUGAACGUCAAAGUAUCGGCGAAGAUGCGGCAGGUAAAGCGAAGGUUAACCUGUGGAAAGUGUUGAUGCAGCCGCGCGUUCUGUUGCUAAUGUUUGCCGCAUCGAUCCGUCAUUCCGGUGGUAUGACCUUCGCGUACAACGCCGAUCUUUACUACAACAUUUACUUCCCGGACGUCGAUCUGGGCUGGUGGCUGUUUGCCGUGACGAUCGGUAUUGGCAGCAUUGGUGUGGUGGUUGGAGGCAUCGUAUCGGAUAAGUUCGUCGCCAAGAUGGGUAUCCGUUCGCGAGUAGCCUGUUUAGCCAUUAGUCAGUUGUUGGCAACACCUUUCGCAUUUGGUUCCGUAUACUACGAACCGCUCUGGGCGAUGAUUACGCUUGGAAUCAGUUAUUUCUUCGCUGAGAUGUGGUUCGGUAUCGUGUUUGCCGUACUAGUGGAAAUCGUACCACUGCAGGUCCGAUCAACAACCAUCGGUGUGUUCCUGUUCGUGAUGAACAACAUUGGAGGCAACCUGCCAAUUCUCGUCGAUCCGUUGGCGAAAGCCAUCGGUUACCGUGGCUCAGUUAUGUUCUUCUAUGCCGGUUUCUACGGUAUCAGUACGCUGCUGUUCUUCAUCACCAUGUUUUUCAUGGACGGACCGAAGCCGGACACGUCGGCAACCAUCGGCCAUGAUCCGACGAGCCACGCUAACCACGUCGAAAUGGGUCACGAGAAUAACACUUUCCAGCCGGAUGAUUAUCUGCCAUCCCCGCACAGCAAUGGUGCUAAUGGGCACCGAAACAUCGUCAGCGUUCGGCCAUCGGAAAGCAGCCGACUCUGAAAUGGCGGGAUCAAUCCAUCGGGCUAGCUACGCUAAAUAUUGGCCUUCAAUUCUACGACGAACUAACUCGCAAAGUACCUCUGUGCCUAGACUGUAUAUGUUUUUAUUAUUUUAUUGUAUUGUUUUACUAAGUGCGAACGAUGCCACGAACAAUGAGCAAUGAGAAAGGUUUGGCCGGCGCUAAAUCUCAGAAGGGCCCAUCGGCAAAAAUCUCUCUGAUUGACUAAGCUUUUAAGAUAUUUAUACUCAUCGAUGUCGAUGAACAAUCUCUGGAGUAGAGAAAGAUACAUGAACAAACGAACAUUAUAACGAAUCUAAAGCAAGUGACAGAUUAAGUACAACCAAUAAGAGAACAUUCGUUUAUCUACCAACAGAGCUUUGACAUGUAAGUUAAGCAUAAUCUUGAUCACCUGCGUCUCGUCAUAAGCUAAUUUUGUAGAUGCGCUAUUGUCAUUGAUAUUUAAUAAAUGGACCAACACUGUUCUCCAGAUGGAAA
Messenger RNA from Anopheles funestus (African malaria mosquito), 2839 nucleotides. RefSeq lists its product as uncharacterized. Gene Ontology annotation, biological process: transmembrane transport. Bases 790 to 2343 code for a protein of 517 amino acids. The record is from RefSeq and is a predicted model, not a curated record. Gene Ontology annotation, cellular component: membrane. The transcript is spliced from 5 exons. Gene Ontology annotation, molecular function: transmembrane transporter activity. Lineage: Eukaryota; Metazoa; Arthropoda; Insecta; Diptera; Culicidae.